Bacillus rossius redtenbacheri is the source of this 1008-nucleotide messenger RNA. RefSeq lists its product as uncharacterized. The transcript has 4 exons. The coding region runs from base 1 to 1008 and encodes 335 amino acids. The record is from RefSeq and is a predicted model, not a curated record. Lineage: Eukaryota; Metazoa; Arthropoda; Insecta; Phasmatodea; Bacillidae.
AUGCCGCCAGGAAGCAAGGGGCAGCAGGACUGCUCCUCGUCAGCUGUCCCCACGCCGGGGCAACUUCAGGGACAGCCGAAUGCCGUCUCCACCACCGCGGUCCUGAGGCCGGUUAUACCAAGGCCGGACCAGCCGCACCGUCGACAUGCCGUCGACGGGGUGGGCAACCGGAGCAUCAGCACAGGCAUCCCGCCGGCCGUUCCCGUGCAGGGACAACUGGAUGCUGCCAGAACCACAGCGGCCCCGACGGAGGUUUUUCCGGGGCCGGACCAGCCGCCUCGUCGACAUGCCGUCGACGGGGUGGGCAACCGGAGCAUCAGCACAGGCAUCCCGCCGGCCGUUCCCGUGCAGGGACAACUGGAUGCCGCCAGAACCACAGCGGCCCCGACGGAGGUGUUUCCGGGGCCGGACCAGCCGCCUCGUCGACAUGCCAUCGACGGGGUGGGCAACCGGAGCAUCAGCACAGGCAUCCCGCCGGCCGUUCCCGUGCAGGGACAACUGGAUGCCGCCAGAACCACAGCGGCCCCGACGGAGGUGUUUCCAGGGCCGGACCGGCCGCCUUGUCGACCUGUCGCCGACAAGGCGGACCACUGGAACGUCAACACGGCAGCGCCAGAGCGAGCCGCGGACCUCGCCGCGAGUUCCCCACGCCCGUCCGGCCAGGAGGCCGGGGGCGAGGACUCGGUGCCGCAACCGUGUGCGUUGUACGCGCUGACAAACUCCACUGCUCCUGCGCCCGACGCGCGACCAGAGACGAUGACUGACCUGCUCGCGAGCGUUGACGGGGACGACGACAUGUGGGACAGGACGUACGGGGACAGCCACGACGGUAGCGGACCAGUGGUCCAGGACAGGGCCAAUGACAACGUCGCCGUAGGAGUCCUGGUCGACCUCGGUGACCCCGUGGCGACGCCACCGGAGCUGGUUCAGGGACGUCGAUGGGGACACGCCCACCCCAGGUCACAGCAGCGAAGGCCGUACCUGGCCACCGACGGGGGCCUGAGGUAG